This is a messenger RNA of Pygoscelis adeliae (Adelie penguin), 12480 nucleotides long. RefSeq names its product retinitis pigmentosa 1 (autosomal dominant) (gene RP1). NCBI's taxonomy places the organism in Eukaryota, Metazoa, Chordata, Aves, Sphenisciformes, Spheniscidae. Bases 1 to 12480 code for a protein of 4159 amino acids. Gene Ontology annotation, molecular function: protein binding. Gene Ontology annotation, biological process: intracellular signal transduction. The transcript has 57 exons. The record is from RefSeq and is a predicted model, not a curated record.
AUGAGUGAAUCACCUUCAACUAGUUACUCGGUGAAUCAGCCAAACUCCUCCGAGAGUGAACACAGUUCUUCCAUGCGCCUUUUCAAUGUUACUGAACCUGUUGUAGCAAAACGGAUCUGUUUCUAUAAAAGUGGAGAUCCCCAGUUUAAUGGGAUCAAAAUGGUCAUUAAUAACCGGUCUUACAAAACAUUUGAUGCCUUACUGGAUAGUUUAUCCAAACGGGUCCCAUUACCUUUUGGAGUAAGGAAUAUUAGUACACCAAAAGGGAGACACAGCAUCACCAAUUUGGAGGAUCUUGAAGAUGGAAAAUCUUAUAUUUGCUCCCAUCAGAGGAAAAUGAAGCCCAUCAACCUGGAACAGGCUAGCAAAAAGCCACUGCCCUGGCAGAUCAGUAGACCUGUUAGCGCUCAUGGAUUUGGUCAUCGAGAAAGCAAAAUAACAACUCCCAAGAAGAUGCUUGUUUUCAAGAAUGGGGAUGUAAAACUCAGACACACCAUAGUUCUGGGAAAGAAAAAUACACAAACCUUUGAGGCCUUUCUGGAUUAUAUGAGCGAGAUAAUGCAAUAUCCAGUCGUGAAACUAUAUACCACUGAUGGCAGAAAGGUUCCUAAUCUUCAGGCCCUGAUAUUGUGCUCUGGAGCUGUAGUCGCAGCGGGGAGAGAGCCUUUUAAACCAAAGAAUUAUCAGUCUGUUGGGUAUUCACAACCUGCUAAAUUGCUUGGAUUUGCAAAUCGCGUGUACCCAAAAGCAAAUGCCAAGUCAGAAAGUGAAAAUACGAUAGCUGAAAUGGGCUCUAGCUCAAGAUCUCAGAUAUUCACAGUUUCUUCUGAUAAAGGGUCCAGCAAUGAUAACAACUCAAAUGAUAACAACUCAGAUUCUUCCUAUGUUCCUGACAGUCAUAAUGGUAUAGGAGGAAAUCAGUCAGUUACUGGUGAAGACUUAUCUGUGGCACAGUAUGAAGAUGACAUUGAGAAAUCUGUUCACCUUAAUCAAGAUGGCAGUAUCACAGUGGAAAUGAAAGUUCGAUUCAAAAUUAAAGAGGCAGAAACCAUUAAAUGGACAACCACUGUAAGUCAUGCUGGCCUUUCUGAUGACAAAAAUACCACCAUUUGCAAUUCUGCAAUGCAUGCAGUAGACUGCUUAUCCAAUGUAAAUGUAUCAGAAUGUAUAAAACCAGAAGAUGCUCCAUUUUUGAAGAGCUACAAUAAAGAAGAGAGCGACUCAUUACAGCAAUUCAAUGCAGACGUGUCAGACACAGAAUCAGAGUCUGAUUUAAAAACUGCUGGUUGUAAUAGCUGUAAGAAGAACAAUUCUGCAGAUCUAGACGUAAGCAAUGUACCUGAGGAUAAUAUCAGGCCUCGCUUUUAUAGGCCUCCAACCCCUGGGCCAAGGCGUGCUAGACAAAAGAAAGCACUAGUUGAAAGUGUCACCUUGGUAUCUGAGAAAGACAUUCAGGAGAAGACAAUAGAACAGUUUUCCUACAGUGAGGAAAUACAGAACAGAGAAAAUAAAUCUGAGUAUUGCAUGGUAGCUCAUUCAAGCAGAAAAAAAUCAAGUGUCAGUAAUCCAAAGUUUAGUGAGAUGAGUGACAAUGAUUUAUUAAAGCUUUCUUCAGAGAAUGUAAAAGAAGAAAUGCUUUUCAAAGUAAGCCACAAAAACAAUAAUUUAAUAGAAACCACAAAUAGGAAGACAGUAGAAGUGCCUGAUAAGGAUGAAUUGGUACAGAAUAUACUAGAGAAAUCAGUUGUGGAACAAGAUUCAGUGCAUUCAGCCUGUCCUGGACAUAGCCAGAUGAAGAUGAUGGUACCUCCAUGUAGUACAGCUCCUAUUGAGAAAAUAAAUCCAACAACUGGAUUCUUUCCUACUGUUACCAAAAGUGAGAAUCAAAUCAGUGUCAGGACUGAAUCUGUCAGGGCAACACAUCUCAUUGAUGACAGCCAAUCUGUAUCUUCCCUCACCGAAAAGAAGAAGAAGAGGAAAUCGUCUGACUUUCUAGAGCAGGGUACAUAUGAAAAUCAAAAAGAUAAAGAAAUUUCAGGGAUAAUUAAAAGUGAGGGAAUGCAUAUCACAAGCAAAACUGCACAGGAUUCCACAACAGAGGCUAUGGAUAAUUAUUCUGAAAUGCCUCAGGAAAAAGGAAUGGAAUUUUUUGUAAAAAACAAUGAUGGGUCUGUCAAUUCAGACAAAAGCAUAUGUCCUGAAGAUGAAUUCUAUCACCAGGAUUCAGUGGAACAAAAUGGAUUAUUAUCUAAUAAAAAACCAAGAAGUAAUAACAACCAGUUGGCCAAGAAAGAGAAAAAGCAAAAGGGGAUGAAGAAAAAUCUAAGUAAAGGUGCAAAGAAGUUGAGUAUGUCAGAGAGAGCCAUUACAGUAGAGGCUUUAAACCAGGAGGAUUUUCAAGAGGAGGUUGUUGAGCAUUCACUUGAAAACUAUGUCCAAACUUGGCUGAAAAACUUGUUACCAAAUUCUGUCUUACCCCCUAUAAAUAAAAAAGAAGGGAAUGUAGAGAAUAACGAUGUCUGUCAUUUUCCUAAAGAAAAUACUGAUGCUUCUAUAGAUAAACAAAUAAGAUUUAUCACAAAUAAAGUGCAUGUGACUGGAAAAAACCAUCUGGUUGAACAUAAUCUAACCAAAAAAACAUUAAAGCCUAUUUGUGAAUUGGGAACUUUAGAAGAAUCAGCCAAGGAUUCAGGUGAAAAACAAACUGACUCUUUGAUUCAUGCUAAUACAAAUAUAGUAGAAGAAGCCAAGUAUUCACUAAAGUCAGAACUUCAUCAUGAUGGUAAGCUACACUUGUUUCAUGAAACACAUGACAAUGAUAAAAAAAAGUCAGAAGUUGAUAUUCAAGAUACCAACCCCUGUCAAAGAAAAAAGUCUGAAGUUGCUGUUCAAGUUGAUUGUGCAAUUGUCAAUGAGGAAAUGGGAAUUGAUGUUCAGAAUAAUUGCAUGUCUAGCAUGUUGCUGCAUGAACUACAAUCAACUUUGCUUGGUCUUCACAAAGAACAUAGUGGAUGUAUAGGAAAAGCUUGCAGCCUUUCAGAUCUUUCUCCUUCAGCUUUUGGUUCUUCCUCCAAUGUCCUCCUAGCUUGGCUACUUGUACUGAAUCUGAAAGAGAGUUUGAUUGGAACUAUCAAUGAUGAUAUACAAAAAACUACCUGUAGCUGUUCUGAAAUAUUUACACAGUUACAAUUUCUGAAACAAACUGCAGUCAUAGAAAAAGUUGAUGAACUGAAGGCUGCCUUCUCACAUUUUCAACAAUCAACAGAAAACAACUUACCACACUUCGGGAGGGAACUCAAAAAGCAGGACUCUGCACGUUGCCAUGAGAAUAUGCCCAUAUCUGAAAUUCAUAAUGGUAAACAUUUGCAUGAAAAUGAAAAAUCUGUUGAGCCUUGUAUUCCAAAGGACAGUGUAAAUUCUGAAGAAGCUCUAAAAUUGGCUGGUGAAUUAGAAAAUUGUUUUGAUAUACAGAAAGGUCUUUGUAGAGAAACAGAGACUUUAGACUUGAGUGCUCCCAAAACACAGCUAGAUGGUCAAUAUGCCAAUACUAAUUCAAAUACCUGUAGCCUUGCAUCAGCUAUAGAGCCACCUGAAAGAAAUGAAGAAAUGCCUGAUAGCCCAUAUAAAAAAUCUCAAGAUAAAAACACUGAUGCAUCAUUCAUUGAUGAAGAGUCAGGAACUUCAGUAGAACCUAACUCAACAGUUCAUAGUAUAACUUCUAAUGAUAAAAAUCGUAUUUUAGAUCAGGAUACUUCUGAGUUAGAAGGUGAAAAAGAUAUUAUACAUGUUACUGCUGAUAAAAGUGAAGAUGAGAAAGUUGAUCCAAAGUCAGCAGGUAAUGACAAAAACCCAAAUAACCAACUUAAACUAGUUGCUGAAACCUCUGUAGAAUAUAAUAAUGAGGAUUAUUCUGUACAGGAAGACAAGGAAGAUGCAGAAACUUGUGAGGAAACCUCUGAGAGGUUAUCUACAGUCUCUCCAUUAUCAUUUUGUUAUGAAUCAAAGCAAAUUACAGAAUGUGAUAUGAGCGAAGGAGAACAGAAAUUGCAAGUAGAAGAACUGGAGAAUAAAACACGUUCGGACACUUCUCAAUUAAAAAAAUGCCUAAAAAGUCCUGCUACUUCAGACUGGUCAGAUUAUAGACCAGAUACUGAAGAGAGUGAUUAUAACUUUAGAGCAUCCAGUGAUUUAACCAAUGACAGCGGGGAGGAAGCAGUACUUGAAAAACAUUAUAAUACUGGCUAUGUAAAAAGAACUAUUGAACGACUUUAUGGCAAAACGGAAGCUUCAUUUAAGCCUGACUUUCACAAAGGAUUUCCUUGUAUGUUGAAAGUAUUUCAAAAGGAUACUGAAGAAUUCCACUCUGCAGUGGUGGAAAAAACCGUUUCUUUUUCUCAAGAACCUAGGUCUUGUUCUGCAGAGAAAUUGUUACAUUCUUCACUACCAUCACAAGGACUUCCAGUAAACAGAAACAAACAUGACAUUAUAUCAAGAAGAGAAAAUACUUCUUUACCAACACCACAACAUACUCUUAACAGAGAAGAGACGAGUCAUACUAAUGACCGUUCAGGGGAAUCUCCAGAGCAACACUGUCAACCUAGCGUACAAGCUAAUGAAGAUGAAGGAAUAUUGAUAGAUAAAGGCAAAUGGCUUCUCAAAGAGAAUCAUUUGAUAAGAAGAUCACCACCUGAACGGAUUGGAAUGUAUGGUAAUUUGGAUACAACAUCAACAGACACAGUCCUUGAUACUAACAGUGAUGAUGUUCCAUACUCGCACUUUGGCAAUCUAAAUCAGUACCCAGUCCUCAAUGAAAUCUCUUCUUCAGAACUUGAAGACAUGGCUAAACCUUCUGAAAAUUUUUGCAACUACUUCAAUAUACCUCAUAAUAGUGAUUCAGACCCCUUUCAGGAUGACUUAAGUAUAAAAACCAAACCUAGCCGCAAUGGUAAGAUCACUGCCCUUCCUGCAGCAAAGAAAGAAAAGAUCAAACCAUCAGUCAUGGUAGGUUCUACUUCCACACAUCUUUCCACACAGGCUGAUACCAAUUUUCCAGCCUUUACAACUGGAGAAUUUAGAUUGCCUGGUAACAAGGUGCAUCCAUUGGAACAGCCUUUAAAUGAUGAACCCAUACAGUCUCAGCCAACUGAUGUUAGUAAUGCUAACAGAAGUGCUCUUCAGGAAGAAGAUUCUCUGGAUAAACUCCAUGCUAUAUGUGGCCAACAUUGUCCAAUCCUGAUGGUGACAGUAACACCGAUUAAUGAGGAACAGAGAGGAUAUGCCUACCAAAAGGCAUCUGAUAUUGAGAACCAGCUGGGUCCAUGUUUGUUGGCCAAAAAGAGUGAACAUUUACAAUGGUCAGGCGAAGAUUUAAUAACAGACAAAAAUAAUCAUGUGACUCUGAAGAAUAACUGUAUAAAUAAGAUUGCCAAUAAUAUUUUUAAUAGGUUUUAUGCUAAUAACACCUUAGAUUUUAUUAGUAACUUUGGAAUACUUGCGUCUUCAACUCUGAAAAACACAAGCAGUUUAGGGAAGUUACAUGUUGUAGAGGCUAGGAAAUGGAAGGUGUCAGUCCUCACCAGUGAUAUACCAUCUGCAGGAACAAGCUCAAAGGUUUAUAUUACAUUGUAUGGGGAUCACAGCAGUUCGGGGCCUAUUUUUCUUGAUGGAGAGGAGGGAAAAUUAUUUCAGAGAGGCAAUGAAGACAUCUUCACAGUUAAUACUGGAAACAUAGGACAUCUCUACAAAAUACGCAUAGGACAUACGAAUGCAGGAAACUCCCCUGCCUGGCACUGUGAAGAGGUGCAGUUGCUGAACCUUUUCUCAGGGGAGGAGUUUUCUUUCCCUGCACAUCGAUGGCUGGCCUGGGACCAGGCUGAUGGGGAAAUAUCUAUGGAGCUUCCUGUUUUACAGCAGGGUCAGCCUAUUCUUCCAGUGACUGCCUAUGAAGUGCAUGUGACAACAGGAGAACUAUGGAAUGCUGGAACUGAGGCUGAUGUCUAUAUUUCUGUCUAUGGAGAAAGAGGUGAUACAGGAUCAAGACAGCUGCUCAGGUCACAGAAACCCAACAAAUUUUUAAAAGGACAAACUGACAUCUUUGCUGUUGAAGCUGUGCACCUGGGACAUUUGUACAAGAUUGUUAUAGGACACAACGGUCUUGGAUCAGGAAACGGCUGGUUUCUGGACAAAGUUGUAAUCAAGGAUCCUAUAACAGAUUUGGAUUAUACUUUUCUUUGUCACAGGUGGCUGGACCAGGGGCAGGAUGAUGGCAAUAUUGCUAGAGAACUGACUGUGACAGAUGCCAGCACGUUUCCAGGAAGUCUUUUUGAUGUAAAUGUCAAAGGGAGAAAUAUAUGUAUAUUCAGCAGUCAUCAGAUGCCACGUCUUGCUCUUGCUCUUGUCAAUGGCCAUGUAAUUGGAAAGAGCAAAGACAAGACUUGCUGUGAGCUCUGUGUUCACCUUCAACCAAAUGGUUGUGCCAUUCUUGAGUCAGCCAGGAACCCAGGUCACACCAUUACGUUCAAUCUUCAAGGCAAAGUAGCUGAUGAAACAACUGGAUAUGCUGGACUUUCCAAAGAAUUUGUUGUGCAUGUCAAGGGCAUAGGUGAUGAAUACUGUCACUUUAAAAUUGAGAAGAAUUUGGAAACUGGAUCUGUAAGUCUAGAAUCAGUGCAAAAUAAAGGGAUAUAUGUUGGUCUCCUGCCAGAUGGCCAGACUAAGCCAGUCAUUAACACUGGAGAGAGAAACAUUUUUUUCUACCCACAGGUCAUCAAAUUUGGCUGGGAAAAGCCCAUGGGAACAUCUGCAGCACCCAAUCAAGAGAAGAAAGACUUCAGAGAAUCUAAACUCCAACCAGCAAAAGCCCAGAAGCCAGUAUCACAAAGUCUUUCAACUUUUCCACCCUCAAAGGAAAUGAGAAAUCCACAAGGUGGUGAGUGUCCCCCUCCUUCAGAUGAUGAAUGGAAAGUGUCAAUGCUGACAGGAAGUGCAGGAACUCAAGCAAAUGUCGUUCUCUGGAUAUAUGGAGACAGAGGAGUAGCUGGACCAAUAACUCUUGGCAAGGACAACAGAAAGCAGCUGUUUCUUCCCAGGCAGGAGGAUGAAUUUCAGGUUAAAAUAAAAAGCAUUGGGAAUAUCUAUAAGAUAAGAAUUGAACUUGAUGGAUUACCGAAUGAACAAUCAGAGUGGAACUUACAAAGGGUGAUACUGCAACAUCUAAAGAGCAAGAAAACACUGAAUUUUCCAGCAAACACAUGGUUGUCAAAGAAUCGUGAUGAUAGAGAUUUUCUCUGUGAACUUCCAGUGGUGGAAGCUGGAAAACCUGUCUAUCCAAUUGUUUUAUACCAUGUUUAUGUCUACACUGGCGACAUGGAGCAAGCUGAUACAGAUUCUGCAGUUUAUCUGUGUAUCUAUGGAAAAAGAGGAGAUUCUGGCCUAAGACUUCUGCAUAAAUCUGGUAUACCACUGACUUUUCAGAGAGGAAUGGUCAGUGCUUUCGAAGUGGAAGCUGUAUCUCUUGGAGAACUGCAGAAGGUGCUGUUGCGCUGUGAGGCUAAUGCCAAGUCCCAGUAUUGGUACUGUGACAAAGUCAUUGUCAGAGAAACUGAGAAGAACUCGGAAUAUGUUUUCAAUUGUGCAAGAUGGCUUCCAUUUAUGUCCCAAGGUGUAAUUCAUUCAGAAAUUGAGCUGUACCCUCAAGAAGGAGACUGGAAGAUAACUGUAGUCACUGGGGAUUUUGUAACAGCUGGCACAACAGCAACCGUAUCCCUUUACGCUUAUGGAGAAAACAAAGCUUCUGGUCCUAUUAUUUUGGGAUCUGGGAAACACCAGAUGUUUAAUCCCAACAGUGAAGAUACAUUUAAGAUUAAUCUCAGAGAUCUUGGGCAGCUAUAUAAAAUCCGCAUUGGCCACGACAACACUGGAAAUGAUCCCAGUUGGUACCUGGAGGAAGUCAGACUUGAAAGAGUAGUCCCUCUUUCUGAUGAAGAGAUUUGUCUCCCCAUAGAGUGCUGGCUUGCAGAAGACAAGGGUGAAGGUGAUACGUGGAGAGAAGUGGCAAUAAGAAACCCCACAAAGGAGCUUUUGCCAUUGUUGGUGUAUGAGGUCCAUGUAUACACGGGUGCUAAACUUGGUGCUGAAACAGAUUCUAAUGUUUUUAUCAACCUCAUUGGGACAAGAGGAGAUACUGGCAAAAGGAAGCUCCACAGAUCUAAGAAUAAUAAUGUAAAAUUUCGACAUGGACAGAUGGAUAUUUUCUGCAUAAAGGCUGUCUCACUGGGAGACUUGGAAAAAGUUCUGAUUAGCCAUGAUGGAGCUGGUCCAGGUAACGGAUGGUUCCUGGAUAAGAUUGUCAUCAAACAAAAAGAAGGAAAGGAAGCUCAGGAGGUUGCAUUUCAUUGUAAUAGAUGGUUAGAUGAAUAUCAAGAUGAUGGGAAAACUGAGAGGGAGCUAACUGCCAAUAAGAAUGGCAAUUUAAAGAAGGCAUUCCUUAAAGCACAACAGUGGAGAGUGCAGGUUAAGACAGAUGGAGAUUCCCCAGAGCCACAAGAGUGUAAAAGGACCCUUGUAAUUUAUGGCUCAAAGGGCAAAAGUGAUGAGCUUCUGCUUUCUCCACAGACCCCAGGAUAUGUGUGCUUUCUACCCAGAGCAACAGAUGAAUUCAUUGUUGAGACUGGAGAUCUGGGAGAUGUAUACAAGAUUCGGGUCAGCUGUGAUGAUGUGCCAGGCUUUGAGGGCUGGCAUUUGAAGUCUUUUCACUUAGAAGAGCUACAUACAAAACAAGAACUGAACUUUGACUGUAAGUGCUGGCUCUCUCUUAACAGAGAAGACAAGGAGCUGGUGAAAGAAUUCCCUGCAGUCAAUGAGGACCAGAAAACUUUACCAGUCUAUAAGUAUGUUGUCUCUGUACAUAUUGGCGACCGCUGGGAAGCAGAAACAUUUGCAAAUGUUUAUAUCACUCUCUAUGGCAAAAGAGGGGACACAGUCUAUAAGUAUGUUGUCUCUGUACAUAUUGGCGACCGCUGGGAAGCAGAAACAUUUGCAAAUGUUUAUAUCACUCUCUAUGGCAAAAGAGGGGACACAGGUGUGAGGAAACUUCAUACAUCUUUAGCAGAAGGAAGAAAAUUUCAAAGGAAUAAGGUGGAUUCAUUUUUGGUGGAAGCUGUUUCUCUGAGUCAUUUGCAAAAAGUGGUGAUAGGACAUGAUAGAGAAGGCUACGGGGCUGGGAUGUACCUCAAGAUGGUAACAGUCAAGGAAUCACAAGACUCAGAAAAAGAAUGGGUCUUCCCAUGGUGGGACUGGCUUGAUACUCAUCUGGGGUUAUGUGAGACUGUUUGUGAGAUUGUGACAGUUGGUAGAAGAUUGAUUUCUAGUCCUAAACUGCCUGAAAUCAACAUGAAGUCAUCAGGUCUCUGGAUAAUGGACAUCACUGGAUCUGACUUGAGCAAUGAAGAGGAUCCAAUAUGUCUUUCUUUUAUCUUCUACGGCAACCUGAGUCGCAAAAAGUUGCCACUUCAAGUUACAGGAAAAGCAAUUCAGUUCAAAUCCUUUGUGGGUUUUGAGGAAAUGCUUGAUCCCUGUGAGAAAACUGGAAGUUUUAAUCUUGAUUGGUUCCUCAGCCUUUGUUUUAACGUUGAUCGGUUCAUCCUGCAGCUGCAAAACAAAUAUAAGGCAGGACUGAGGGAAUGGGAGCAAGAUGAACUGGCAGAUAUUGGCUCAAUAUCCAAAGUUCAGGUAACUGGCCCACACAGCGAGCUAAAACAGCCAUGGCACUUAGAUUUACUGCAUAUGAAGCACACAGGCACAAAGGAAGAGAUGUAUUUAGCUUUUGAUUGCUGGUUCAACCCUAAUGAAGACAAAUGUGUGGAACUGCCAGCUCUCUAUGCAGAUCAGGAGCCUUUGCCCGUUGUGGAAUAUGCAAUCCAUCUGCACACGGGACACUUGAAGAAAGCAGAUGCCACUGGUGAGGCCUAUCUUUGUAUACAAGGAGAAAAGAGUGACUCGGGGAAACGAUGGCUUAACUCGAGAAACAGCCUGAUCACUUUUGCUAGAGGGCAGGUGGAUGUUUUCAAAAUCAAAGCAGUAUACCUUGGCAAGUUGAACCAAGUUCUUGUUGGAUUUAAGAGUCAAAAAAAAGAUGAGUGGUUCUUGGAAAAAAUUGUUAUAAAAGAAGUCUUCUACACUUUUUCUGCACAUGUUUUUGUUCACAAUGACUGGAUCAAUAAAUGCUCCAAGAAAGAUUUUGUAGAAGUGGCAAUUCCGCUCAAAGAAACAUCUGUGACAUCUCUUCUCACAAAAGAUUUUGAUAUUAAAAGCAGAGGACGAUGGCAAACAUGGGUGCACUGUACACAAGUACCAGAAGAUGUUCCUGAUAUUCAAGUUGUUGUAUUUGGAAGAAAAGGGAAAUCUCCUGCACAGGAAGUUCAGAAUCUGAAUGAUAAUCCAUUUUUGUUGACUGUUGGUGAUAUUGGAGAUAUAACAAAAGUUUCCUUUGUGUUAUCUGGUCCAUGCUUGGGAAGAGCAAUUAAACUUCACAAGCUUCGGCUAAAAGACCUGGACACUAAACAAGAGUUGGGUUUUCACACUGAAACCCAAUGGCUGUUUGGAGAAGAUGGAUCUGAGACUGUGACAGAGCUAGCAGCGGUCAGGCCAGACAAGCCACCGCUCAGGGGAGUUCUUUACUCGAUCAGUGUUCAUACGGGAACAUUGCCUGCAUCAGGGACUCAUGCAGAUGUAUUUAUCACAGUAUUUGGAGAGCAGGGAGAUUCCUGCAAAAGGAGACUAAGACACUCAAAUUUUGAAAGAGGACAGGUUCUUGGGAAAGGGUUGAGCAGUGAGAUGGCAAAGUGUUCUGAUGAUACUAAGUUAUUUAAGGUUUGUAUCUCUGAAAUGAGAGCAGUAGACCUUGGACAGUUAAGCAAAGUGCUUGUUGAGCACCAUAAUAUAGGUUAUGGAGCUGGAUGGUACCUGGACAAAAUCGUCAUCCGUGAAUCAGGCAAGGCUGAUGGCCAAUACGCAUUUCUUUGCCAGCAAUGGUUAGACAGUGGAGUUGGUGAUGCACAGACGGAACGAAUGUUGAAACUUCUUGGAAAAGUCAGGAAUGGGAUGUUGACAGGAAAGAUUUACGGGACUUGGGAUGUCCUUGUCACAACUAGUGAUAUUUCUUCUAGUUCCAUGAAUCCUAAAAUGUGUCUAACUGUAUGUGGUGAAAAAGGUACCUGUACUUCAGUCAUAUUCCCCAAAGGAUCGCUUAAAAAAAAGCAGAUUUAUGAGACUUCAGUUGAACUAAAUAAGAAAUUCAAUACUAUAUUCAAAGUUCGCCUAGAAAUUGAAGAAGCUGGAGAAGGAGAGACUUGGCAUUGCCGUGAGGUAAAGCUUCAACACAGAGAAAGUAAAAAUGUUCUAGAAUUUCCAUUUUGUCGCAACUUUGCAGAUGAAGAAGGAGGAAGAGUGGCUGAGCUUCCAGUUCUCACAGCUGGCUCUCCUUUUCCAGCAGUGAAAAGCUAUGUUCUCUAUGUCACUACGGGAGCACCCCCUGGGUCAGGAACAGAUGCAGAUGUGUAUGUCAUGCUGCAAGGUCUUUUGGGAGAUACUGGCAGAAGAAAAUUAAUCAGAAAAGGAGAUGAUAAUUUCACUAAUGGAAAGGUGGAUGUUUUUCAAGUGGAAGCAGUAGAUAUUGGGACUCUGCAAGGGAUGGUGGUUGAAAAAGGGAAAGGCUCUGACUGGCUUCUGGAGAAGAUUAUUGUGAAAGAGUCAGCAGCUGCAGGGAGAGAAACAUUGUUUAUGGCUCAAACAUGGCUAAAAGACAGACGAGAUGGAAAAAGAUCUGCCUCGUCGUUUCUAGUUAUCGUGGAUGCUGUUGAAUUGGGAGAACUGGACAAAGUUGUUCUUUUGAUCAGCAGUAAAACAGACUGCAAACUGGACAUUAAAAAAUUGCAUUUGAAAGAAGCUGUAAAGGAGCAUCCUAUCUAUGUAUUUGAAGUGAAUGAAGCAUUUUCUGUGGAUGCAAAUAAGCCAGAAAUACAGAGAGAAAUCCCAGUAUCUUUUGUUAUUAGAGGAGACAAAAAAAAGAAUGACAUAGAUAACAACUUACAUAAAGAAGGAAGUCAAGCAAGAAAUCUGACUGAGUAUACUAUUAAAGUAUACACAGGUGACAAAAGGGGAGCAGGGACUGAUGCCAAUGUGCAUAUUAUUUUAUUCGGGUAUGAGGACAAAUCUGAGGUAUUUCAACUCUCUCAGUCACUGGAGCAUCAAGACCCCUUUGAAAGAGGAAAGGUUGAUACAUUCAAGAUUAAUACAAAAAAAUUAGGAAGUCUACAUUCAAUUGAAAUUGGUCACGAUGGGAAAGGAUUUGCAAGUGGCUGGUUUCUGGAAAAAGUAGAAAUCACAGAUGCAUCUAGGAAUUCAGUGUAUUGCUUCAACUGUAACAGGUGGCUUGCUGAGGAUGAAAGUGAUGGCCGCACCGUAGUGCAACUUUAUCCAUAG